Messenger RNA from Astyanax mexicanus (Mexican tetra), 935 nucleotides. It is a transcript of the gene ssr3, whose product is annotated as signal sequence receptor, gamma. The transcript is spliced from 5 exons. NCBI's taxonomy places the organism in Eukaryota, Metazoa, Chordata, Actinopteri, Characiformes, Acestrorhamphidae. The record is from RefSeq and is a predicted model, not a curated record. The coding region runs from base 148 to 705 and encodes 185 amino acids. Gene Ontology annotation, cellular component: endoplasmic reticulum; membrane. Gene Ontology annotation, biological process: SRP-dependent cotranslational protein targeting to membrane.
GGUGCGGCGGGGUGAGUCCGGGUCUGGGCUUGUGCUGACGCGGCGCUGGAGCUUCUCUCUCUCAGACCGGGGAGAAGAUACGUGUCAGUCCCUCUUUCAGCCGCAGACCAGCAGCAGAACAGCAGAACCAGGAUCAGGAUCAGAGCCAUGGCACCUAAAGGAGGCAGUAAACAGCAGUCUGAGGAGGACCUGCUGCUGCAGGACUUCAGCAGGAACCUCUCCGCUAAAUCCACCGCGCUCUUCUACGGGAACGCGCUGAUCGUCUCCGCCAUCCCCAUCUGGUUGUUCUGGAGGAUCUGGCAUAUGGACCUGGUUCAGUCUGCAGUUCUCUAUGCAGUUAUGACUCUGGUCAGCACAUACCUGGUGGCCUUUGCUUACAAAAACGUCAAGUUUGUCCUCAAGCACAAGGUCGCUCAGAAACGUGAGGAUGCUGUGUCCAAGGAAGUGACCCGCAAGCUGUCUGAGGCAGACAACCGCAAGAUGUCCCGCAAAGAGAAGGACGAGAGGAUCUUGUGGAAAAAGAAUGAAGUGGCAGAUUAUGAAGCUACAACAUUCUCUAUCUUCUACAACAACACGCUGUUCCUCGUGCUCGUCAUCGUCGCCUCUUUCUUCCUGCUGAAGAACUUCAACCCCACAGUGAACUACAUUCUGUCCAUCAGUGCCUCCUCUGGUCUCAUCGCCCUCCUGUCCACAGGAUCAAAGUGAGAAACAAAGAAGAAUGAAUUGAGCAACACAAAGUAUUUUGGAGGGGCACACAAGGGGACUGAUUGGUUCAGUGGGGGUUGUUUUUGUGGGUGGCACCGUGGGUGGAGGAAACAAGCAUUUCAUCUGUGGACUUUCAUGAAAUUCAUGAUCAGUGGAUGCCAAGGGGUCAUUUCUGACCUUCACCCUUCUUUUCUUUUUAUACAAAUAAAUGAGAAUUGACCAAAAAUAAA